Messenger RNA from Manis javanica (Malayan pangolin), 620 nucleotides. It is a transcript of the gene PTRHD1, whose product is annotated as peptidyl-tRNA hydrolase domain containing 1. The record is from RefSeq and is a predicted model, not a curated record. Lineage: Eukaryota; Metazoa; Chordata; Mammalia; Pholidota; Manidae. Gene Ontology annotation, molecular function: peptidyl-tRNA hydrolase activity.
AUGGCCGGGCUGAGGGCCCCCUCCCCGAACCCGGCAUGCAUUGGGGAGUAGGCCCGGCCCUUCACUUGGGCAGGAAGAUGGCGGCCUCUGGCGCAGGGCCGCAGAUCCUGGUACAAUACUUGGUGUUACGAAAGGAUCUAUCCCAGGCUCCGUUCUCCUGGCCAGCGGGCGCAGUGGUGGCGCAGGCUUGUCAUGCGGCCACAGCGGCCUUGCACCUUCACGGCGACCACCCGCACACUGCGGCUUACCUCCGGGAGCUGGGGCGCAUGCGCAAGGUGGUCCUGGAGGCUGCAGAUGAGACCACCCUGAAGGAGCUAGCUGAGACUCUGCAACAGAAUAACAUCGACCACAUGCUGUGGCUGGAGCAGCCAGAGAAUAUUGCCACUUGCAUUGCACUCCGUCCCUACCCCAAGGAAGAAGUGAACCAGUAUUUGAAGAGAUUCCGAUUGUUCAAAUAAUUGAGGUUAUCAGUUGCUGUGAUACAUUUUAGUAUCAUCCGGAUCCAGACACUGCAUGCCAUGUACUCUUAAGCAUCCAUGGUAACUCACUCUUCCCUUUAAGUUAUGACAGUUUCUUGAGGGUCAAACACAUGUUCACAUUAAAGUUGUCAUUAAUAAGUA